Molecule: messenger RNA, 1209 nt
Organism: Pristis pectinata (smalltooth sawfish)
Lineage: Eukaryota; Metazoa; Chordata; Chondrichthyes; Rhinopristiformes; Pristidae
Gene: ntsr1
Product: neurotensin receptor 1 (high affinity)
Exons: 4
Coding region: 1-1209 (402 amino acids)
Biological process (GO): neuropeptide signaling pathway
Cellular component (GO): plasma membrane
Molecular function (GO): G protein-coupled neurotensin receptor activity
Source: RefSeq, a predicted model, not a curated record
AUGAGCCUGGCAUUGAACUCCAGCCUGGAGGAGCGCGAUGGGGACAGGGUCCAACCGGACCCCAGCCCGCCCGGCAACGACAGCAGUGCGCUGCGGGACGCUGCGGGAAGCGACCUGGAUGUGAACACGGAUGUUUAUUCCAAAGUGGUGGUCACGCUGAUCUACAUCGGUCUCUUCGUGCUGGGCUCGCUCGGUAACUUCAUCACCAUGUACACCCUGGUGAAGAAGAAGACGCUGCAGCACCUGCAGGGCACCGUGAACUACCACCUGGCCAACCUCGCCCUGUCCGACCUCCUCAUCCUCCUACUCUGCAUGCCCAUCGAGCUCUACAACUUCAUCUGGGUGCACCACCCCUGGGCUUUCGGCGACGCCGUGUGCCGGGGUUAUUACUUUCUCCGGGACGCUUGCACCUAUGCCACGGCGUUCAACAUCGGCAGCCUCAGCGUGGAGCGCUACAUGGCCAUCUGUCACCCGUUCAAAGCCAAGACCCUGAUGUCCAGCAGCCGCACCAAGAAGCUCAUCUCCCUCAUCUGGCUGCUUUCCUUCCUGCUCGCCACUCCGAUGAUCCUCACCAUGGGGGAGAAGUAUGCCAACCCAAUCCCUGAUCCGGAUGACUUGAUCUGCACCACUAUCGUGGACGAUUUGACCGUCAAAACCGUCAUCCAGGUAAAUGCAUUCCUGUCCUUUGUCAUACCCAUGAUAAUGAUCUCAGUCUUGAACACAAUCAUCGCCAAUCAGCUAAUAGCAACCUUCAAGCAUGCAGCUCAAGACAGUCAGAUGUGCACGAUCGAGGGACAGCAAAACACACUGAGCAUUUCGGUGGAGCCAAGCCGGAUCCAAUCCCUUCGACAUGGAGUCAAAGUUCUCAGGGCUGUGGUCAUUGCAUUUGUGGUGUGCUGGCUUCCAUAUCAUGUGCGCCGUCUCAUGUUCUGUUAUGUGCCCAAACACCACUGGACAGAAUUUCUCUACGAUUUCUAUCAUUACUUCUACAUGGUGACAAAUAUCCUCUUCUAUGUCAGCUCCACUAUCAACCCUAUCCUGUACAACUUGGUCUCUGCAAACUUCAGACAAAACUUCUUCUCCACGCUCAGCUCCUACUGUCUUCUCAGGCGACCAAAAGCCAAGACUCGUGCCAUUAGCAGAAAGUCAAAUAGUAUUUCCAGCAAUCAUACUUACUCCAAUAUUGUCACGAAAGAAACAAUGUACUAA